AUGGAUUUCUUGAGCUUUGUAAUUGGUCUUUGCCUCAUAUGGAUCUUAAUCAAAACCUUUUCCUAUGGCAGGAGCAAACCAGUUCACAGAAAGCUUCCACUGGGUCCCAAACCUUUACCUGUUAUCGGAAACCUCUUAGAACUCGGCGACAAACCCCACAAUUCCCUGACCAAGCUUGCCAAGGCUCAUGGCGACAUAAUGAUCCUAAAACUAGGCAGAGUCACCACAAUAGUCAUUUCUUCAGCAGACAUGGCCAAACAAGUCCUCCAAACACAUGACCGGCUCUUGGCCAACCGAACCAUCCCAGACGCAAUCCGAGUCUACAACAGCGAGGAGUUCAGCUUGCCGUGGAUACCCGUUUCAAGCCGGUGGAGGAAUCUUAGAAAAAUAUGCAACGGCCAACUGUUCUCCAACACAGCGCUUGACGCCAACCAAGAUAUCCGGCGGAAGAAAGUGCAAGAGCUCUUUGCUGAAACUCGUCAAAGCAGCCAAACCGGUGAGGCAGUAGAGAUCGGCAGAGCAGCUUUCAAGACUACGCUUAAUUUAUUAUCAAACACCAUUCUUUCGGUGGAUUUGGCGGACCCGAAUUCUGAUGCGGCUAGAAAGUUCCAGGAGAUUGUAUGGAAUAUCUUGAAAGAAGCCGGGAAACCCAACAUAGUAGAUCAUUUUCCUUUGUUUCAGAAGUUGGAUCCCCAAGGGAUAAGGCGGCGCAUGACGGUUAACUUUCGGAAGAUGAUAGGCCUCUUUUCCGGCAUGAUUAACGAACGAUUGCAGUUGAGAAAAGUGUCUGAUUUUAUCACGAAUAGGGAUAUGUUAGAUACCCUUCUCAACAUCACUGAAGAAAACAAUGAAAUGAUGGACAUGACCACGAUGGAACAUUUCGUGUUGGAUCUAUUUGUUGCGGGGACGGAUACAACUUCAGUCACACUAGAAUGGGCGAUGGCAGAACUACUCCACAACCCAGAGGCAUUGUCAAAAGCAAAAAUAGAGCUGGACCAAGUAAUUGGCAAAGGCAACCCGGUAGAGGAGUCGGAUAUUACUCGUUUACCUUACUUACAGGCGAUAGUGAAAGAAACAUUCCGAUUGCACCCGGCAGUUCCUUUGUUACUGCCUAGGAAAGCUGAAGCAGAUGUAGAAAUCAAUGGCUAUAUUAUUCCAAAGGGUGCACAAGUACUAGUGAAUGCAUGGGCUAUAGGCCGAGAUCCAACCAUAUGGGAGAAUGCAAAUUUAUUUAUGCCAGAGAGGUUUUUGGGAUCAGAAAUUGAUGUAAGAGGUCGAAACUUUGAGCUUAUACCCUUUGGUGGUGGAAGGAGAAUAUGUCCUGGUUUGCCAUUGGUAAUACGAGUGUUGCAUUCGAUGUUAGGUUCUCUUAUCCACACCUUUAAUUGGAGACUUGAAGAUGGAGUUAAACGUGAAGAUAUGAACAUGGAAGAAAAGUUUGGAAUAACUUUACAGCGUGCUCAUCCUCUAAGAGCUGUCCCUAUUCUAGCUAGUCUAAAAUAG
Molecule: messenger RNA, 1503 nt
Organism: Corylus avellana
Lineage: Eukaryota; Viridiplantae; Streptophyta; Magnoliopsida; Fagales; Betulaceae
Source: RefSeq, a predicted model, not a curated record